AUGACGACAUACACACUGAUUGUCACAUCACCUACUAGUGAAACUUCCCCUACCAGUGUAACAUCACCUACAAGUGUCACAUCACCUACAAGUGUCACUUCAGCAACCAGUGUUACAUCACCAACCAGUGUCACAUCACCUACCAGUGUCACAUCACAUACCAGUAUGACAUCGCCUACAAGCAUUACGUCGCCAACAAGUUUAACAUCACCUACCAGUUUAACAUCCCCUACUAGUGUGACAUCACUUACCAGUGUCACAUCGCCUACAAGUGUCACAUCGCCUACAAGUGUCACGUCACCUACAAGUGUCACUUUAGUAACCAGUGUAACAUCGCCAACCAGUGUCACAUCCCCUACCAGUGUAACAUCACCAACAAGUGUAACAUCACGAACCAGUGUAACAUCACCAACAAGUGUAACAUCACCUACCAGUGUAACAUCGCCUACCAGUGUAACAAGUGUCACGUCACCUACCAGUAUGACGUCGCCUACUAGUGUGACGUCACCUACAAGUGUCACGUCACCUACAAGUGUCACUUCAGUAACCAGUGUAACAUCGCCAACCAGUGUCACAUCACCUACCAGUGUAACAUCACCAACAAGUGUAACAUCACGAACCAGUGUAACAUCACCAACCAGUGUAACAUCACCUACCAGUGUAACAUCGCCUACCAGUGUAACAAGUGUCACGUCACAAACCAGUGUGACUUCACCUACCAGUGUCACAUCACCUACCAGUAUGACGUCGCCUACUAGUGUGACGUCACCUACAAGUGUCACAUCACCUACCAGUGCCACUUCACCAACAAGCGUAACAUCACCAACCAGUGUAACAUCACCUACUAGUGCAACAUCACCUACUAGUAUUACAUCACCUACAAGUGACACAUCACCUACUAGUGUGACCUCAGCUACCAGCAUAACUUCACCUACUAGUGCAACAUCACCUACUAGUGUGACAUCACCUACCAGUGUGACUUCACCUACCAGUGUCACAUUUCCUACAAGUGUCACAUCACCUACUAGUAUGACGUCGCCUACAAGCAUUACCUCGCCAACAAGUUUAACAUCACCUACCAGUGUUACGUCACAAACCAGUGUUACGUCACAAACAAGUGUGACAUCACCUACCAGUGUCACAUCACCAACCAGUGCAACAUCACCUACCAGUGUCACAUCGCCUACCAGUGUAACAAGUGUCACGUCACAAACCAGUGUGACUUCACCUACCAGUGUCACAUCACCUACCAGUAUGACGUCGCCUACUAGUGUGACGUCACCUACAAGUGUCACGUCACCUACAAGUGUCACUUCAGUAACCAGUGUAACAUCGCCGACCAGUGUCACAUCCCCUACCAGUGUAACAUCACCAACAAGUGUAACAUCACCAACAAGUGUAACAUCACCAACCAGUGUAACAUCACCUACCAGUGUAACAUCGCCUACCAGUGUAACAAGUGUCACGUCACAAACCAGUGUGACUUCACCUACCAGUGUCACAUCACCUACCAGUAUGACGUCGCCUACUAGUGAGACGUCACCUACAAGUGUCACGUCACCUACAAGUGUCACUUCAGUAACCAGUGUAACAUCGCCAACCAGUGUCACAUCCCCUACCAGUGUAACAUCACCAACAAGUGUAACAUCACGAACCAGUGUAACAUCACGAACCAGUGUAACAUCACCUACCAGUGUAACAUCGCCUACCAGUGUAACAAGUGUCACGUCACAAACCAGUGUGACUUCACCUACCAGUGUCACAUCACCUACCAGUAUGACGUCGCGUACUAGUUUGACGUCACCUACAAGUGUCACAUCACCUACCAGUGCCACUUCACCAACAAGCGUAACAUCACCAACCAGUGUAACAUCACCAACCAGUGUAACAUCACCUACUAGUGAAAUAUCACCUACUAGUAUUACAUCACCUACAAGUGACACAUCACCUACUAGUGUGACAUCAGCUACCAGCGUAACUUCACCUUCUAGUGCAACAUCACCUACUAGUGUGACAUCACCUACCAGUGUGACUUCACCUACCAGUGUCACAUCGCCUACAAGUGUCACAUCACCUACUAGUAUGACUGCAACAUCACCUACUAGUGCAACAUCACCUACAAGUGUCACAUCACCUACAAGUGUCACUUCACCUACAAGUGUAACAUCACCAACAAGUGUAACAUCACCAACCAGUGUAACAUCACAAACAAGUGUAACAUCGCCUACCAGUAUCACGUCACAAACCAGUGCAACAUCACCUACUAGUGUCACAUCCCCUACCAGUGUAACAAGUGUCACGUCACAAACCAGUGUGACUUCACCUACCAGUGUCACAUCACCUACCAGUGUGACGUCGCCUACUAGUGUAACAUCGCCUACAAGUGUCACGUCACCUACAAGUGUCACUUCAGUAACCAGUGUAACAUCGCCAACCAGUGUCACAUCCCCUACCAGUCUAACAUCACCAACAAGUGUAACAUCACGAACCAGUGUAACAUCACCUACAAGUGUCACUUCACCUACAAGUGUAACAUCACCAACAAGUGUAACAUCACCAACCAGUGUAACAUCACCAACAAGUGAAACAUCGCCUACCAGUAUCACGUCACAAACCAGUGCAACAUCACCUACUAGUGUCACAUCCCCUACAAGUCAAACAAGUGUCACGUCACAAACCAGUGUGACUUCACCUACCAGUGUCACAUCACCUACCAGUAUGACGUCACCUACUAGUGUGACGUCGCCUACCAGUGUGACAUCACCUACAAGUGUCACGUCACCUACAAGUGUCACUUCAGUAACCAGUGUAACAUCGCCAACCAGUGUAACAUCACGAACCAGUGUAACAUCACCAACAAGUGUAACAUCACGAACCAGUGUAACAUCACCUACAAGUGUCACUUCACCUACAAGUGUAACAUCACCAACAAGUGUAACAUCACCAACCAGUGUAACAUCACCAACAAGUGUAACAUCGCCUACCAGUAUCACGUCACAAACCAGUGCAACAUCACCUACUAGUGUCACAUCCCCUACUAGUGUAACAAGUGUCACGUCACAAACCAGUGUGACUUCACCUACCAGUGUCACAUCACCUACCAGUAUGACGUCACCUACUAGUGUGACGUCGCCUACCAGUGUGACAUCACCUACAAGUGUAACGUCACCUACAAGUGUCACUUCAGUAACCAGUGUAACAUCGCCACCCAGUGCCACAUCCCCUACCAGUAUAACAUCCCCUACCAGUGUAACAUCACCAACAAGUGUAACAUCACGAACCAGUGUAACAUCACCAACAAGUGUAACAUCACCAACCAGUGUAACAUCACCUACUAGUAUUACAUCACCUACAAGUGUCACAUCACCUACUAGUGUGACCUCAGCUACCAGCGUAACAUCACCUACUAGUGCAACAUCACCUACUAGUGUGACAUCACCUACCAGUGUGACUUCACCUACCAGUGUCACAUCGCCUACAAGUGUCACAUCACCUACUAGUAUGACGUCGCCUACAAGCAUUACAUCGCCAACAAGUUUAACAUCACCUACCAGUGUUACGUCACAAACAAGUGUGACAUCACCUACCAGUGUAACAUCCCCUACUAGUGUCACAUCGCCUACCAGUGUUACAUCUCCUACCAGUGUCACAUCACCAACCAGUGCAACAUCACCUACCAGUGUCACAUCACCUACAAGUGUCACUUCAGCAACCAGUAUGACAUCGCCUACCAGUGUUACAUCACCUACUAGUGCCACAUCGCCUACAAGUGCAACAUCACCUACCAGUGUAACGUCACCAACCAGUAUGACUUCACCUACAAGUUUCACAUCGCCUACAAGUGCAACAUCACCUACCAGUAUCACGUCACAAACCAGUGCAACAUCACCUACUAGUGUCACAUCCCCUACCAGUGUAACAUCGCCUACCAGUGUAACAAGUGUCACGUCACAAACAAGUGUGACAUCACCUACCAGUGUCACAUCUCCAUCCAGUGUCACAUCCCCUACCAGUGUAACAUCACCAACAAGUGUAACAUCACGAACCAGUGUAACAUCACCAACAAGUGUAACAUCACCUACCAGUGUAACAUCACCAACCAGUGUAACAUCACCUACUAGUGUCACAUCACCCACCAGUGUCACAUCACCUACUAGUGUAACGUCACCAACCAGUAUGACUUCACCUACAAGUUUCACAUCGCCUACAAGUGCAACAUCAGCUACCAGUGUCACAUCACCAACCAGUGCAACAUCACCAACCAGUGCAACAUCACCUACUAGUGUCACAUCACCUACGAGUGUCACAUCACCUACGAGUGUAACGUCACCAACCAGUGUCACAUCACCAACCAGUGCAACAUCACCUACUAGUGUCACAUCCCCAACAAGUGUAACAUCACCAACAAGUGUCACUUCACCAAUCAGUGUAACAUCACCUACUAGUGCAACAUCACCUACUAGUAUUACAUCACCUACAAGUGUCACAUCACCUACUAGUGUGACCUCAGCUACCAGCGUAACAUCACCUACUAGUGCAACAUCACCUACUAGUGUGACCUCAGCUACCAGCGCAGAAUCGCCUUCCAGUGUUACAUCACCUACUAGUGUCACAUCGCCUACGAGUGUCACAUCACCUACUAGUAUGGCGUCGCCUACAAGCAUUACGUCGCCAACAAGUUUAACAUCACCUACCAGUGUUACGUCACAAACCAGUGUCACGUCACAAACAAGUGUGACAUCACCUACCAGUGUCACAUCACCAACCAGUGCAACAUCACCUACCAGUGUCACAUCACCUACUAGUGCAACAUCCCCUACCAGUGUAACAUCACCUACAAGUGUCACUUCAGUAACCAGUGUAACAUCACCAACCAGUGUAACAUCACCAACAAGUGUAACAUCACCAACCAGUGUAACAUCACCAACAAGUGUAACAUCACCAACCAGUUGUCACAUCAUCAACCAUGUCACAUCGCCUACCAGUGUAACAUCGCCAACCAGUGUCACAUCCCCUACCAGUGUAACAUCACCAACAAGUGUAACAUCACGAACCAGUGUAACAUCACCAACAAGUGUAACAUCACCAACCAGUGUAACAUCACCUACCAGUGUAACAUCACCUACUAGUGUCACAUCACCUACUAGUGUAACGUCACCAACCAGUAUGACUUCACCUACAAGUUUCACAUCACCUACAAGUGUCACAUCACCUACAAGUGUCACUUCAGCAACCAGUAUGACAUCGCUUACAAGCAUUACGUCGCCAACAAGUUUAACAUCACCUACCAGUAUUACGUCACAGACCAGUGUUACGUCACCUACCAGUGUUACAUCGCGAACCAGUGCCACAUCCCCUACCAGGGUGACAUCACCUACUAGUGUCACAUCGCCUACAAGUGCAACGUCACCAACCAGUAUGACUUCACCUACAAGUUUCACAUCGCCUACAAGUGCAACAUCAGCUACCAGUGUCACAUCACCAACCAGUGCAACAUCACCAACCAGUGCAACAUCACCUACUAGUGUCACAUCACCAACCAGUGCAACAUCACCUACUAGUGUCACAUCACCUACGAGUGUCACAUCACCUACGAGUGUAACGUCACCAACCAGUGUCACAUCACCAACCAGUGCAACAUCACCUACUAGUGUCACAUCCCCAACAAGUGUAACAUCACCAACAAGUGUCACUUCACCAACCAGUGUAACAUCACCUACUAGUGCAACAUCACCUACUAGUAUUACAUCACCUACAAGUGUCACAUCACCUACUAGUGUGACCUCAGCUACCAGCGUAACAUCACCUACUAGUGCAACAUCACCUACUAGUGUGACCUCAGCUACCAGCGCAGAAUCGCCUUCCAGUGUUACAUCACCUACUAGUGUCACAUCGCCUACGAGUGUCACAUCACCUACUAGUAUGGCGUCGCCUACAAGCAUUACGUCGCCAACAAGUUUAACAUCACCUACCAGUGUUACGUCACAAACCAGUGUCACGUCACAAACAAGUGUGACAUCACCUACCAGUGUCACAUCACCAACCAGUGCAACAUCACCUACCAGUGUCACAUCACCUACUAGUGCAACAUCCCCUACCAGUGUAACAUCACCUACAAGUGUCACUUCAGUAACCAGUGUAACAUCACCAACCAGUGUAACAUCACCAACAAGUGUAACAUCACCAACCAGUGUAACAUCACCAACAAGUGUAACAUCACCAACCAGUUGUCACAUCACCAACCAUGUCACAUCGCCUACCAGUGUAACAUCGCCAACCAGUGUCACAUCCCCUACCAGUGUAACAUCACCAACAAGUGUAACAUCACGAACCAGUGUAACAUCACCAACAAGUGUAACAUCACCAACCAGUGUAACAUCACCUACCAGUGUAACAUCACCUACUAGUGUCACAUCACCUACUAGUGUAACGUCACCAACCAGUAUGACUUCACCUACAAGUUUCACAUCACCUACAAGUGUCACAUCACCUACAAGUGUCACUUCAGCAACCAGUAUGACAUCGCUUACAAGCAUUACGUCGCCAACAAGUUUAACAUCACCUACCAGUAUUACGUCACAGACCAGUGUUACGUCACCUACCAGUGUUACAUCGCGAACCAGUGCCACAUCCCCUACCAGUGUGACAUCACCUACUAGUGUCACAUCGCCUACAAGUGCAACAUCACCUACCAGUGUCACAUCACCAACCAGUGUCACAUCACCAACUAGUGUAACUGUCACAUCCCCGACCAGUGUAACAUCACCAACAAGUGUAACAUCACCUACUAGUGUUACAUCACCUACAAGUGUCACAUCACCUACUAGUGUAACAUCACCUACAAGUGUGACAUCACCUACAAGUGUCACAUCACCAACUAGUGGCACGUCAACUACCAGUGUAACAAGUGUAACGUCACCUACAAGUGUCACAUCACCUACCAGUAUGACGUCGCGUACAAGCAUUACGUCGCCAACAAGUUUAACAUCACCUACCAGUAUCACAUCACCUACUAGUAUCAUAUCACCUACUAGUGUAACAUCACCUACUAGUGUGACUUCACCUACUAGUGUAACAUCACCUACUAGUGUGACUUCACCUACCAGCGGAACAUCACCUACUAGUGUUACAUCACCUACUAGUGCAACAUCGCCUACUAGUUUUACAUCGCCUACUAGUUUUACAUCACCAACUAGUGUCACAUCACCAACUAGUGUAACAUCACCUACUAGUGGUACAUCACCUACUAGUGGUACAUCACCUACCAGUGUCACUUCACCUACAAGUGUGACAUCACCUACAAGUGUCACAUCAGCUACUAGUGUGAUGUCACCUACCAGUGUCACAUCACCUACUAGUGUGAAUUCACCUACAAGUGUUACUUCACCUACCAGUGUCACAUCACCUACCAGUAUGACUGUUACGCCACAAACAAGUGUGACAUCACCUACUAGUGUGACAUCACCUACUAGUGUGACAUCACCUACAAGUGUCACAUCGCCUACCAGUGUAACAAGUGUCACGUCACAAACCAGUGUGACUUCACCUACCAGUGUCACAUCACCUACCAGUAUGACGUCGCCUACUAGUGUGACGUCACCUACAAGUGUCACAUCACCUACCAGUGUCACAUCACCUACCAGUAUGACGUCGCCUACAAGCAUUACGUCGCCAACAAGUUUAACAUCACCUACCAGUGUCACAUCACCUACCAGUGCCAUUUCACCAACAAGCCUAACAUCACCAACCAGUGUAACAUCACCUAGUAGUGCAACAUCACCUACAAGUGUCACAUCACCUACAAGUGUCACUUCAGCAACCAGUGUAACAUCGCCAACCAGUGUAACAUCCCCUACUAGUGUGACGUCACCAACCAGCGUCACAUCACCUACCAGUGCCACAUCGCCUACCAGUGUCACAUCACCUUCCAGUGUAACAUCACCUACCAGUGUCACAUCACCUACCAGUAUGACGUCGCCCACAAGCAUUACGUCGCCAACAAGUUUAACAUCACCUACCAGUGUUACGUCACAAACCAGUGUGACUUCACCCACAAGUGUGACAUCGCCUACCAGUGUAACAUCCCCUACUAGUGUUACAUCACCUACAAGUGUCACAUCACCAACUAGUGUAACAUCACCUACUAGCAUUACGUCGGCAACAAGUUUAACAUCACCUACCAGUGUCACAUCACAGACUAGUGUAACAUCACCUACUAGUGUGACAUCACGAACAAGUGUGACUGUUACGCCACAAACAAGUGUGACAUCACCUACUAGUGUGACAUCACCUACCAGUGUCACAUCGCCUACCAGUGUAACAAGUGUCACGUCACAAACCAGUGUGACUUCACCUACCAGUGUCACAUCACCUACCAGUAUGACGUCGCCUACUAGUGUGACGUCACCUACAAGUGUCACAUCACCUACCAGUGUCACAUCACCUACCAGUAUGACGUCGCCUACAAGCAUUACGUCGCCAACAAGUUUAACAUCACCUACCAGUGUCACAUCACCUACCAGUGCCAUUUCACCAACAAGCCUAACAUCACCAACCAGUGUAACAUCACCUAGUAGUGCAACAUCACCUACAAGUGUCACAUCACCUACAAGUGUCACUUCAGCAACCAGUGUAACAUCGCCAACCAGUGUAACAUCCCCUACUAGUGUGACGUCACCAACCAGCGUCACAUCACCUACCAGUGCCACAUCGCCUACCAGUGUCACAUCACCUUCCAGUGUAACAUCACCUACCAGUGUCACAUCACCUACCAGUAUGACGUCGCCCACAAGCAUUACGUCGCCAACAAGUUUAACAUCACCUACCAGUGUUACGUCACAAACCAGUGUGACUUCACCCACAAGUGUGACAUCGCCUACCAGUGUAACAUCCCCUACUAGUGUUACAUCACCUACAAGUGUCACAUCACCAACUAGUGUAACAUCACCUACUAGCAUUACGUCGGCAACAAGUUUAACAUCACCUACCAGUGUCACAUCACAGACUAGUGUAACAUCACCUACUAGUGUGACAUCACGAACAAGUGUGACUGUUACGCCACAAACAAGUGUGACAUCACCUACUAGUGUGACAUCACCUACCAGUGUCACAUCGCCUACCAGUGUAACAAGUGUCACGUCACAAACCAGUGUGACUUCACCUACCAGUGUCACAUCACCUACCAGUAUGACGUCGCCUACUAGUGUGACGUCACCUACAAGUGUCACAUCACCUACCAGUGUCACAUCACCUACCAGUAUGACGUCGCCUACAAGCAUUACGUCGCCAACAAGUUUAACAUCACCUACCAGUGUCACAUCACCUACCAGUGCCAUUUCACCAACAAGCCUAACAUCACCAACCAGUGUAACAUCACCUAGUAGUGCAACAUCACCUACAAGUGUCACAUCACCUACAAGUGUCACUUCAGCAACCAGUGUAACAUCGCCAACCAGUGUAACAUCCCCUACUAGUGUGACGUCACCAACCAGCGUCACAUCACCUACCAGUGCCACAUCGCCUACCAGUGUCACAUCACCUUCCAGUGUAACAUCACCUACCAGUGUCACAUCACCUACCAGUAUGACGUCGCCCACAAGCAUUACGUCGCCAACAAGUUUAACAUCACCUACCAGUGUUACGUCACAAACCAGUGUGACUUCACCCACAAGUGUGACAUCGCCUACCAGUGUAACAUCCCCUACUAGUGUUACAUCACCUACAAGUGUCACAUCACCAACUAGUGUAACAUCGCCUACUAGCAUUACGUCGGCAACAAGUUUAACAUCACCUACCAGUGUCACAUCACAGACUAGUGUAACAUCACCUACUAGUGUGACAUCACGAACAAGUGUGACUGUUACAUCACCUACCAGUGUCACAUCACCAACCAGUGUAACAUCACCUACAAGUGUCACAUCACCUACAAGUGUCACUUCAGCAACCAGUAUGACAUCGCCUACAAGCAUUACGUCGCCAACAAGUUUAACAUCUCCUACCAGUGUUACGUCACAGACCAGUGUUACGUCACAAACAAGUGUGACAUCACCCACCAGUGUAACCUCCCCUACUAGUGUGACAUCACCUACCAGUGUCACAUCGCCUACCAGUGUAACAAGUGUUGCGUCACAAACCAGUGUGACUUCACCUACCAGUGUCACAUCACCUACCAGUAUGACGUCGCCUACUAGUGUGACGACACCUACAAGUGUCACAUCACCUACCAGUGUAACAUCCCCUACUAGUGUCACAUCACCUUCCAGUGUCACAUCACCUACCAGUAUGACAAGUAUUACGUCACCGACAAGUAAUGUUCGAAUAAAUUAG
Molecule: messenger RNA, 10326 nt
Organism: Patella vulgata (common limpet)
Lineage: Eukaryota; Metazoa; Mollusca; Gastropoda; Patellidae
Exons: 13
Coding region: 1-10326 (3441 amino acids)
Source: RefSeq, a predicted model, not a curated record